Molecule: messenger RNA, 8373 nt
Organism: Varroa destructor (honeybee mite)
Lineage: Eukaryota; Metazoa; Arthropoda; Arachnida; Mesostigmata; Varroidae
Product: proteasome activator complex subunit 4A-like
Biological process (GO): proteasomal ubiquitin-independent protein catabolic process
Cellular component (GO): nucleus; cytosol
Molecular function (GO): peptidase activator activity; proteasome binding
Source: RefSeq, a predicted model, not a curated record
CUCUUUGUGACUGAUAUAGCUAUUGAUUAUAUCUUUCUCCAAUAGUAGAGGCAAGCAUUCCUGCGGUGGUGUGUGCGGUAUAAUCGAAUGCUGUCCCACAGCUACUGGCACUCCAACUAACGGAGAAUGCCUUUUACGUCUAUGAAAGCGUGAACUGUUUUGACGUACCACCGUAUAUUCCUAUGCCAGUCAUCGGUUGUGUUCGCCAACGGCUUUCUCAGAUCAUCUCUGCUCUGUCACACAGGCUGGUUGAGAAACCAGCUGCAGUAGCAGCAGGGCCCAUAGUGGAACAGAGCUAGUGUCAUAUAUGAUUACUGUGGUUUGUUGGAUGAGAUUAGAACGAGGUGUAUCGCGUGUCAUAAUGGUUUUUUCUUCAUAGAAAGAUCGACGCGAGAGAAAGGAGACUACAACAACAUACUCGAUGGACGAGAUAUCAUCAGGAAGAUUUAUUUUCGCGCAGUUGUUUUAGGGAUAUUGCCACGAUCACUUUUUUACUGCAGCUAUUUGCAGUAGUGUCACAGCAAAGCUGUUUUCUAGUUAUCAGUGAUGUUCACUUUUGAUAUUUGUUGAUCUUGAAAGCAUCGUCAGACUAAACCCUUAUUAUUAUAGUGGUAAUAGUCACACAAGACUAGUACGAAUCGGUGUAAUCUACAUAAUUGUUGUUACUAUUAGAUAUUCAUCUGGCUGUUAAAAAAAUAUGAUCCUGUCAUCCGACGAUGACGAUCCGCCCCGCCGAUGCAACAAAUACAAUGCGCUGUUACCAUACGCAGACCAGUUGGAUCAGGAGGCAAGCAAACUGUUCGCCGAAAUCAAGUCAAAGAUUGCGGAAUGUCUUUCGUCUGCCGAAAUUCGACCCGGCCUAGUUAGCUGGCUAUUUCAUCUGCAGAGUUUCAUAGGCCUUCACGGCUUUCUCUUCAGCAAGGAAGACCAUGUAGAACUAAUACAUUUGCUCAUCGAUAUCGUGCUUCUGCCAGAUCUUGAUCUCGGAACUGUCCAAAAGGUGUCGUCGGCUAUCUGUCGCCUGCUAAGAAAGAAGCAUUUGCUGACCCCAAGUGACUUGACCAUCGAAUGGCGUCCACUGUUUCAGCUGACCGAACGUUGCCUCAACAGGUCUUUCGAGUAUCAUGGUCUAAUCCAGUGCCCGCAGACGCUCGAGUCCCAGCUAAACACAUUGAUACGAUCAUGUCGGCCUUAUUUCCAUUUGUCAGCUACUAAAGAAAUGUUGGACGAGUGGCUCGUUGACAUGUGUCCGUAUGACGACUUCCGGGAUACCUUAGUUCGGCGUCUUCAGUUGUUCCUACCAACGACGUUGCCGCCUGAACAUUUUGACAAAGGUUGGAAACUUUGGUUCGAGCGGUUCGUAACCUUGUGGCGUCUUGACCGCAGAGGUGGAACAGAAACAAUACUUGUCGGGCUGUUCGCUCGACUUGCAGAAGACAACAUUGGAUAUAUCGACUGGGAACCGUACGUGCCUGACAUAUUCACACGACUACUUCGAUCGUUCAAUCUGCCGUACGGGAAUGGUAGUCUUAAGGUAUCGCGGAGCUCGCCUUCAAGCCAGUGCGAGAUUGCUCAAUUUACACGAUGGAUUGUGGCAUGCCUCGGGGGCGGGUCAUCAACGCAGCUGCAUUUAGAAUUGUUGUUUAAAACCAUCGAAUCAUUUUAUCAUCCUAGUAAUUCUGGCAGAUGGACUUUACGACUAACGAAGUUCCUAGCCAAGCUUACUGAUGGCUUUCUCGACCGAGUGUGGCAAGAACGCAGGAAGACGAAGACCUGGUGUCACGAGAUCCCUGACAGCAAGAAACUUACCGAGAGCGACAUCGAUGCGUUCGUGAAAACCAUCCGACCGAUCGGGCUUAUGGCGAUGUUUUUGAAGAUGCAUUACACUCAUGGAUGCACAUCACUCCAGGCAAUCGCCUGGCUUCGACCCGAGGCCGUAGUGCCUUCUCUUCUUGAGAAACUCAACGAUGCUCUUUACAACGUAUCCGAACCGCACCGAUUAACAGCGACGCUUGUCUCGAUGGCAUUCGUAUCACGCCUAUUAGUCCUUAAUCACACCAAAAUGGGUGUGCCUAUAGAUAUUCCUGGCCUUCUUAUGGCCUGUCUACCUGGCAUCGAUCCUAAUGAUAACCGCAAAACAACGGUCACAUUCCAACUCAUUUCCACUCUCGUAGCUGUAGUGCCCCUGGUGGACUGUAGCAGCGUAGCCGAUGAUGUGGACCCGUCACUUCAGGAGGUUUGUCUGACAACAGCCGCUUUCGAGGACUUUGUUCUCGAGCUAAUCUCGAGGUGCAUGGCACUAAUCGACAAUAACGCCGCCGACAAUCAACAUCGGGAAAGCCAGACGAGCUCGUUAGAUGACAGCAUCCUCGAUGUGGGACUCGCGUCAACAUUUUCAGCAGUCUUCAACCAGUGCUCGCCGGCAAUCUAUCGAUCGGCGCUUGAUAAGUUGACUGGACUGAUCGAUAAUAAGAUUCUGAGUCGGGUGCCGGGUAAGCAGGUUGCAACUAUGGUGCGAUGCGCAGUUUCCGCUAAUCCUCAGUUAGGAUUAGAGACGUUCCUGAUACGUUUUGCUAAGCGGGCGUUGAUCCUGCUUGAGCCAGAUGAGGUUUUGCAGGAAGAAAAAGUGGACAACGAACUUCAGUUUUCACUCACGCUGUUAUCCGAGGUUGUGCGCUGUAACGGAGACGGAAUUCGGCCUCAUAUGCUGCUGAUAAUUAAAGUUAUUCGUCGUGGCCUUAGGCUGAAUUCGCGUACAGGCUACCUCGACUCAGGACUCAUACUGCGUCACACAUUUAGGGCUCUGGUGGCCGUGUACCCAUAUUUCUAUCGAGUUACCCCAAGACCAUCUGUCAUAACCGCUGAGAAUCUACCAAUUCCACAUUGGGGUGCAAGUGAGGACAUGACGAGCAUUCAGAUUAAGUGGCACACACCCUCAGAUGAAGACAUCAACUGCGCUAAAGAACUAUUCGAGGCAUGUAGUCAACCUGAGAUCGAUCGACUUCGACGUUGGUGUGACGAUCCGCAAAAGAACUCGAUGACCAAAGAGGAAGUGCAAAGGUCACUUACCGUCAUCUGGGAUACACUUCAGGGGCUCGGCUCAUGCUUACCUCCUCUGAGAGGAGAGGGAAUCAAUGUGCUCCAAACAAAUACCUCUAUAUUUUGCAAUCGUGUCCAGAACACAGGGAAGAAAAUCUUUUCCGAAACGCUCCGCGAAAGUAUUCUGAACGACAUUGAACGAGUGGUGUUAACGGUGUCAACGAUUUACGAGGACGAUAUUAAGUCGUUCAUCUUCAUCUGUCGCAUUAUCAGCUCAGUGGCGUUCUAUUUUGGCGUGACCAAACCCGAGUUCGAGGUCCGCUAUAAGGGCUACAAGUUAGCCAAACAGAUGUUUGAUCUUCGACUUGUCGAGAGCUCGCUAAAGCAUACCCGUUCUGUUAUCGUCGACCGCGCUCAACUACAGCAUGAGCUAAGGCUGAUGCAGGUGUGUCAACAAUUUACCAACAACCACAAACGGGCAAUGCAGAUUUUGUUCAAAUUGGCCAUUUCACAUUAUUCUCAGGUGCGAAUUCAGGCGCAGGAUGUUCUAGACGCCUUUUUCACGGUUUUCUCGCGCAGUUAUCGGUUCGUGCUUGAUGACGUAUGCUCUUUACUUGUCAGCCCCUCGAUAAGCCAUGACCAGUAUAAGGGUAUACUCUACACUCUAUUAGGCAACAAAGACCACAACAUUCUAACGACAAACAACUGGAACGCUAUGGCCAAGCUGUGGCCAUCACUUGUGAGUGCUCAGCAUUCAGAAAAACCGUCUAUCAUCACGUUGAUUAGUCGUCUUCAGGACCAGGUUGUCAAGUACAUGGAAACCUACCCGAUGGUUACCAAGGUACCAGUGCAGAUAGCAAGGCGGGCACGCGCUCUAGCAGGGACACUUAUGGAGACCUCUGAGAUCAAACCUGAUGAUACACCUAAAACCUCUGAGCUAAACCUAGAGAAUCUAAUAAUGAAUGGAGAAGCAAAUGAGGCAGUUUAUGAUAAACUCGUUGUCGAUCUCACCAAACUGGUUGGCAGCGGAAAGCUACACUGGCGACAUCACUAUCUCGGAUUGGUUAUGCUCAAGAUGUUAUUACGGCACGAUCUUUCCUUCAAAGAGGAAACUGUUCAGAUGAUCACGGAUCAUCUGAUAUCGGAACACUUGCGUACGCGUAAAAUCUGUAUUGAUAUCCUUACCGGAAUCCUUUAUCAACAGAAAAGGAAAAUGCUUAAAGUUAAGAUAAAGCGCGAAACUAUCGAAGAGGUGAACGCCAAAAUUCCGCUCAACCCGGCAUUUGCAAAGUGCCUGGAAGGCCGCAAAAAUCGACCAUUCAAUUUAUUUCUGCAGCUUAACUCAGCCAACUAUCCUGAUACGCAAGAGCGCUGGGACAAGGCCAUUUUCAUACACAAACCCUAUGUCGGUUACAGUGGCCUGAAGGAUGAAGUCGAACUGUAUGCGCCGGACAAAGAACAAUGGCCAAUUCCUAAGCCCGAGCAGAUGAAUCCUGUAGAACAGGUUAUAUUCGCACACUUCGCCGACCCCGAGUUCGUUAAGCAAUUUAUUUUCUAUUUAGCCAUUGAAGAGAACAAAGGCCGGGAUAAAUUCGAGGGCAAACGGGUGGGCUUUUUUAAAGGACUGUUUCGUAAUUAUGGCGACGCGUUCAUUGGCAACUUUGAAGGGUACUUGAACAAGUAUCUCAAAGAAAGCAAACAGGAAUCAGAACAAAGAUGUGCCCUCGAAAUUCUUGCAGGAAUGGUACGCGGAGCUAAACACUGGAAUUUCGAGAGAAACCAAAAUCUGGCCAGGCUCGUUGUGCCGUUAUUUGAAGAGGGUACAGCAAACAUUUUACCAGAGACAAUGGCAGACUGGGGCGCUUGCGUGGCGACAAUGCUUGAGGCGCGGGAUUGCAACAAGUUCUAUUGGUUCUUUGAGGUGAUUACCAAAAACUUAUUCGAGGGCAGCUCGUUUAUUCAGGCUAGCCGUAUGUACACGCUUCUUGGUGGAUUGGUACAAAUGCGAUGGCGAGUGCAGGAAAUCGACCAUCGUCUGCUGGAAGAAAUAAUUCCAAAUUUGGCACACCCAUACCUCAACGUCCGCGAACGUAUGGCUCACUUGUUGGCGAACAUUUUCGCGUUCGACGUACGUAUUAACGAUGGUAUGAUGACAAAAUUUGAUAACGAAGACCACUUCGUGCUAGCGCCGAAAAGCAUCGACUUUGAGACGAAGGUGCUGAGUUCGCUCGAAAUGCUCAAACUCGACAAUCACGAACAGGAAAAGGAGGCGGCCAAGAGACUCUUCCAAACACUGCUUAAAUGGCAAGCGUCGCAUUGUGUCCAAUCAUACGCAUGUGUCCUUCCACGAGAAGCCCUGAUGUUGAUUCCAACGGCAUGCCGGCUUAUUGCGGAUACCAGCAACGAGGAGCUUCAAAAAGAUUGUGGCAUUCUAGUAGCACUCCUUGGCUAUGAGCUAUUGUCAAAUCAAACGCUUCACCUUGUCAUCGAAGCUGUGCAAGCCAGUCUAAAUGAACCUUUUUGGAAGGUGCGUACUUUCGUCGUAUCGCUGCUUCUGUUCGUGACUUACAGCAAUCUGUUUUCGGUUAGCGCCGAUCCCAAAUUAAUGCAAGACAUCAAGGACAUCAUCUUUAAGGUGAUCGCUGACCAGCGAGUUGAGGUUCGCACAGCCGCUCAACAGGCCCUAUCUGGCCUGAUCCACUGCGGACUCAUCGCCGUCACCGAUGAAAUGCUCAACAAAACUAAGCGGAAAUUAAACAAAACUUCGCGCCAACUUCGUGAUCGUCGAGCAGCACGUCGUGCUCUUCUAGAAGUGAAACAUACUGCAUCGAAAAACGACGUUACACAAGAAGGAAACUUAGAUGAGAAAACCGUGGAAACGAAAAACGCCCGUGUUGAAAAUGAUUCAGAGCUCAUUAUUAAUUACCAUGCCUGCGCCUUAGAAUUGUGCGCUAUGGUCAAUGCAUAUCCUUACGACGUCCCGGACUUUAUGCCCGAUGUCAUCUGCACACUUGCCGAGCACGCGAAUGCCCCACAACCAAUAGCGUCAACGAUUAGGAAGACAUUAUCAGACUUCAAGCGGACCCAUCACGACAAUUGGCGCAAUCAUAAAGACAAAUUCAGCGAAGAGCAGUUGGGUAUAAUUACCGAUCUGCUCGUAUCCCCAUCAUACUAUGCGUAAAUACUAGCAGACAAACACCGGUCGUAAAAUAUUUAAUGGUAGAUUAUGUUUUUAGUAAAUAAGAUGAAGAAACUCUUAUUUAGUAAUUAGUGAGUAACAUGUGUGGUCCAAAAGCAAGGUGCUUACUUUCAGCCCAGAACAUGUUCUGCGACAGGGCUUGUGCUCGUCGCCGUGAGACUGCUGGGCUUUCAGUACGGCGCAUGCUAGCAUAUUAGCGUAGAAGGAGAGGCUUUCAUCAAAACCGAUGGGGAAAGCUUGAUUGUUAAAAAAACUCGUACCUGUAGGUUGCUAUUACCGGUAAAGCAAACACUUGUGUUGCCACCUUUAAUGGUUUAAUUAUAUAGACAGGAAAAACCCUGUAGUGGGCCAGGUUUCCACAUCUCAAUAAUUUAAACUGCUCGGAAACAUCUUUUAUGAAAAAAAACUUAUCAUUUCGUCUCCCUACCACAACGAUUUUUUUUCUCUUUAAAUCGCUAAGCGAUUUUAAUGAAAUGGUUUUUUCCGUAUUGUGGCUUAUUGAGCGAUUGGUCGUUUACCUUGGAUUUGCGAAGAUAGUGAAAAAGACAUGAAUAAAUACAUCAUCAAGAACGGGGCAGAUAGUUAACUAUAGUGAAAUAUUGAAUUAAGCAUGCCUCCUGCAAUUUUAAGUGGAACUCUAUUCGUAGAAAAGAAGCUAUAGAAAGAUGCGCAAAUAGGGAUUUUUGCUCCUGGGCUGCGAUCGUACAGCGUCCGUACAAAUUAUCUAUACAUUUCCUAUAGAAAAAAACUCGAGACAUUUUUUUAACCUAUAUUUUGAUUGUAGAUUAAUUUUCAAGUGCACUCUUGUGAAAGCGGAAAGGGUCAUGUCUCUCUAGCAGGUUUUUGCGCUUAGAAUUAUUAUUCAUUUAUUGAUUUUACCUAAGUAUGUGUUUUCAAUGUGCUAUGUGCUCCAACAAAAUAAGAAAAAUAUUUUUCAUUAACUGCGCGCAAAAUAGGUAAGGCGGAGCUGUAGGUGAGGCUACAAAAUAACGAACUAGACUAAUUGAUAUAUUUCAUUCGAUAAUUAAAUGAGUGUGUUCGACUAAUAAAACGCAUUGUUUUAUUUGCGCGGCUUUGAGAAUAGCAGAAGGUGACAGCCGUCCUUGUGUAAGGCCCGUGGGGUCUAUCAAAAGUGUAUUAUUUUAUUAGGUUCUCUCUCUCUGAACACAUGUUCAGUUAAUUCGCUUUCCCCACAAAGUAACUUGUACAUGAAAGAGAAAGUACAAACUAAAAAGACGUGUAGUUAAUAGUAACGACGACCCAAAAAAGGGGUCAAAGGUGAAAAAAAACAAAGUAGAAACUCUUAAAUGCGGAACUGGAAUACUAUUAGCAAUACAGUUAUCUUACAACAUCGUUUACAUAUCGACUAACUGCAGUUCUGUGUAGGUGUGUGCAGUCCGCUAGAUACAAGCGCGUCAUAUGUGCAACAUACGUUGGAAAUAUAAUGGGCUGUAACCUCUGCUUCUCCCUAAAGCUGUUGCUCAUUCGUCAUAAAUUACCCGUGUCGAUGAUCAGGCAAGUUGACGGUGUAACCUCAAAUUUCAUACUGUGUUCUGCCCUAGAGUGAUCGGAGUCGCACACCAAUCUAUAUUGAAGUAGUAUAUGGGUAUCUAUUGGAGAAAGUAAACUAAAUAGUUGAAUAGGUUUGUCCGUUCGUGGUAUGUCUAAUAAAUAGUUGUUGUGGGAUGCUCGAGGGGGGAAGGAUAACUUCGAAUGAUCAAACUGAAACUAUGAAAAAUAGACUUGCACCGCAAGGAGGAAAAACGUUUGUGUAUGUCACAGUAUUCUAAGAAUCAAUACUGUUUCGUUGAGAUAAGAAAAUCUUGAACUAUUAGAAGUAGACAGAGUUCCAACUAUUUAUAUAUAUAUCGAUACUGGAUAUAUAUAUAUAUAUAUAUAUAUAUGUCCAGUAUCGAUGGGUAAACAAAUAGAUAGUUGAUACUAGUAACAACAUUGUAAGCGAAAGAGAAAAAUACAGAAUGGAGUCGAAAGAAGUGUUGACUGUUGCUGUCCCUUUGUUGUUAUAAACACACCUAUUUUUAAUGAACAGUCUUAUACUCUUGUAUACAGGUUGGCGUAUACGGUAUUCGCUGUAAUAAAAAACGAAAAUGUGAUUUUGUUAAAUUGUCUAUUCA